AUGGCAGAAACAGCAGACGCAGGCACAUCUUCAUCAGGAUCAGGCAACUCUACCACCAGCAAAAUAACCAAAGUAGUUAAGUCCAAGAAGUUCUUAGUAGUAGUUGGGUUAGUUUUUCUAAUCAUCGUUAUCCUUAUUACCAUUAUAGCAUUCCGAGGACACAGCACCUCAAGCACCGCUGUAGGAUCGGCCCAACAUCUCGUCCAGAAGUCCCAUGCAGUUACUGCCGCCGCCAAACCCGGCGAGGCACAAUCAGCAGAGCCCGUAGCCGCUAAUAAUCCUAAGCCCAACAAAUCCCAUAAAAAGCGCAAGGCCAAACCAUCCCAAAAUGGUGCCACCGCCAACCUAUUGGGCAUAAAUGACAUCAAGCUCAUCGAUCUCAAGAGUACCCUUACCGCCAAAGAAGAAUCCGCCAAGGCUAUCAAUUAA
Messenger RNA from Nematocida homosporus, 429 nucleotides. RefSeq lists its product as uncharacterized. The transcript has a single exon. Bases 1 to 429 code for a protein of 142 amino acids. Lineage: Eukaryota; Fungi; Microsporidia. The record is from RefSeq and is a predicted model, not a curated record.